CAGAGGGAGUGAUGGGCCGUGGGAAAGAGGUCCUUGUUGCUGCCAAGGGAUCUGCUUCUUCGUCGAAAGGCGGGAAAAAGAAGUGGAAAGGUCCAAAGGGCAAGCAUGAUCAUGAGGCUAGUGGGAGCGGUAAAGCCAAAGUAGAUGGCCCUACCGGCGGCGUGAACAAGCCAACGGGCAAGGGAAAGUGCUUCAAAUGCGGCAAGGUUGGGCAUUGGAAGAAAGAUUGUCCAGUGCUCAAGGCAAAGGGACAAGGGCUUCAAGCCAACAAGGGAGCUAGCAAGUGAUGAGAUCACCAUCUCCAUGGGCAAUGCGUCGAAGGUCG
Messenger RNA from Salvia miltiorrhiza (redroot sage), 325 nucleotides. RefSeq names its product glycine-rich RNA-binding protein RZ1C-like. Bases 12 to 287 code for a protein of 91 amino acids. NCBI's taxonomy places the organism in Eukaryota, Viridiplantae, Streptophyta, Magnoliopsida, Lamiales, Lamiaceae. The transcript is spliced from 2 exons. Gene Ontology annotation, molecular function: zinc ion binding; nucleic acid binding. The record is from RefSeq and is a predicted model, not a curated record.